Harpegnathos saltator (Jerdon's jumping ant) is the source of this 2251-nucleotide messenger RNA. Its product is annotated as odorant receptor 43a-like. Gene Ontology annotation, biological process: detection of chemical stimulus involved in sensory perception of smell; sensory perception of smell. The transcript has 7 exons. The record is from RefSeq and is a predicted model, not a curated record. The coding region runs from base 1014 to 2204 and encodes 396 amino acids. NCBI's taxonomy places the organism in Eukaryota, Metazoa, Arthropoda, Insecta, Hymenoptera, Formicidae. Gene Ontology annotation, cellular component: plasma membrane. Gene Ontology annotation, molecular function: olfactory receptor activity; odorant binding.
CAUUUAUUACAUUGAAAAAUUUAUUGCAUUAGUUUUGUUGAAAUGCAAAUGUACUUCGCACAUGCGACACGUUACUAAUUACAAAUGUAAUAUUAGCUUCAAUCUCUUAUGUUUAUCGGUUGAUAUCUUUUCCUUUCUUCCAUAUGCUAUUCUUCCAUAUUCUAAAUUUUCUUCAGCGUACGCAACAUUGCUUCGAUUAUAUCGCAGUAUGUUCCAGUACAAUAAAUACGAUUUCGUUAUUUCUUACAAAAGUGUCUUCUUAAUCAUUGAAUUUCGCAUAAAAUACUUACCGCCUUUUUUAUAGUAACAUUAUUGUCCACAUUGUAUACCUCCACAGAAAGAAAUACUUAACAACUAAUUUUCCGAACUGAAGAUGCUUUAUAAUAAAACUAACGCAUCACUGUCUAUCACGAGUCCUUUCAGUUACGUGGCUGCAUUCUGAGUGUCUACUGAAACUAACGCUGUAACUACAGAUUCAUUAAUAAUGCAGCGUCCACAUGGCUACCGAUCCAUCCAGCCCCCCUUUGAUAGACGCCCUUUAUUCUAGUAAACUUUUUAAUAAAGUAAAAAGCGUCGCCUAACUAUAGCCUCUCCAUCAUUAUCGCUAAAUUUUUUUCAUGUAUCUAUAGCUUGUUUCGUAUGGAAAUUUAAGAAGUUUAACAUAUGCAUAAACGUAACUUUUCAUUAUACUUCAACUCAUGUUUAUAGGAUGUGAACGAUAAUAUGUGUACUAAAAAAAAAGAGAAAAACACGAAAGCAGGAGAUAUUUCUGCCCAUAGGCAAUAGACACUUUGUGUGUGUUCUCACGAUAAUAAUUUACUGACUCAUAUCAUUUGACAGCGAAGCGCCUCAACACAACACCAUACUCGUGUGUGUGUCAUGCUCCUUCUAAUACUUAUGACAUUGUUACAAACAUUGGCUAAGCGACAGUUUUUUACAAAGCAUGCACGAUAACACGUUGCGAACGUGGGGAUGAGUUUUCUCUCUGCGGCAGUGUGCUUUAGACUUUAGACAUGAAACAUUCAAGCGGAAAUGAAGAUCUCGAAUGGACCAUCAACUUAAAUCGGUUCAUGUUAAGAAUCGCUGGUUUAUGGCCGCCAGACCACCAUGACGCUAGUGAGGCAGUUAAAUCGAAAAUACAACUACUGUAUAACUUUAUCACAAUAUUGAUCGUACUGGCAAUACCGUCUUUACUAUCACUGAUACGAGUAUGGGGUGACACGAUUUUAAUGAUAGAAAAUAUGCAAUACAGUAUACCAUAUCUGAGCACGAUAUUCAAAAUCUGCAUUAUUUGGUACAGACAAGCAGAUUUACUACCUCUGAUUCACAUGAUCGAGAAAGACUGGGCGAAGCCGAAGAUGAAAGAGGAACGAAAUAUCAUGCUAAAGUAUGCAAGGACUAUACGUUUGAUCGCCAUGUGUGGCUUAUCUUCGACAUUAUUGGCAUUAAUAUCUACUUGCGGUUAUUCAUGCUUUGAGAUAAUAUUCAGGCACGUGGCGAACCUGACUAAUCCCACAAAAUUGCCCUUACCGGUACACUAUUUGCACGAUGUAUCUAAGAGCCCGCAGUACGAAUUGACGUUAUUAGCACAAAUAACCACGUUGUUCAUAUGUGGUUUUUCUUAUACUGCGGUCGACCAACUUUUCGGACUAUUGGUUUUGCACGUAUGCGGCCAGCUAGAGAGCCUAAAUUUGAGAUUAACACGUAUGGAACAGUAUACGAACUUCGACGCAACUUUAAAGUACAACGUCCAAGAUCACGUCCGCCUAAUAAAAUCUAUCGAAAUUAUUGAUGAUGCAUUUGAUUUAAUGUUGCUUGUUCUCAUAUUCUACUUUGCCAUAAUAUUCUGCCUUGAAGGAUUUCUUAUAGUUAACAUUAUUAAUCGAAAAGAUCAAUUGCCGUUGAAACAAUUUAUUUGGUUCAUCACUGGGAUCGUAUAUAUUUUAAUACACACGUGCCUUUAUUGCGCUAUCGGCGAAAUUAUCGUGACACAAUCUGAGAAAAUAUCCCAGGCCACGUACGAACAUCCGUGGUAUAAUUUAAAACCGAGAGCAGCAAAAAACUUGAUGCUAAUCAUGCAUCGCGCAAGUAAACCACUUCAAAUCACAGCCGGGAAGAUAUUUCCUAUGACGAUGAUAAUGUUUAGCAACCUAUUGAAAACUUCAGCAAGCUACAUAUCGGUCCUACUUGCCAUUCAAGACUAAUGAAUAUAUCUUAUACUCAAAGAGCAUGUUUUUUCAAUAAUUCUUCA